Messenger RNA from Paramuricea clavata, 1597 nucleotides. The record is from the annotation of a GenBank genome assembly. Lineage: Eukaryota; Metazoa; Cnidaria; Anthozoa; Malacalcyonacea; Plexauridae.
AUGCCUUAUAAUUAUUGCAUCUGUGGAUCAUUUUUUCGGCGAAAGCAUAUCAAACGUAUUCAGACGAAUGUCACUAAUGUCGAAAACAUUGAUGACGCUAACACUGAGGAAGCUGGCGACGCCAACACAUUUAAUAACAAUGAUUUGCCCCAUGAAGACGCCAGUCACAAAUUUAUGUGCUUGAUGUAUGAAAUUAAUCGGUAAAAUUUCAAUCGUAUACUCGAGAAGAGACUCUGCGGGUCUCUGCCACUCCAUGCGUCGCCGCAAUCUUGAAAAAUUGAAGGGUAACUAAGGGGUAAGUUUUACCCCGUAAAAAUUUACCCCCGAAUAUACACCGCGUAACAUUACCCGCAAAACCAGUGUAAUUUUUACCCCUCUUUCAAUUACCCCUCCGUAUUCAACGAUUUAGCUAUACUAACUACCCUGCAUUAUGGAGUAAUUUCUACCCUAAAAUCAGUUACUCCUUUCAAGAGAGUAAUUUUUUACCUUCAAAGUGGUAAUUUUUACUCCCUGAAAUUUACAGUGAUGUGCACGGGUACGUUUUGAGCAUUCGUCAGCUGAAGCGAAUCCUACAACAACGUGGUCUUGGAAGACGAAGAAAUCGUUCCAACAUUGAAGAAGUUUACCGAGCAAUCAGAAGAGAAUUGCGUGGUAGCGGAAACAUGAUGGGUUAUCGACAAAUGACUAGACGAUUACUACAAGGUCAUGGUGUGGUUGUUGACAAAGAAACUGUGAGGGAACUUUUGAAGGUUUUGGACCCUGAAGGAGUUGAUGCCAGGUCAAGACAUAGAUUACAAAGGAGACAAUAUAAAACGGAGGGUCCAAAUCAUGUGUGGCAUAUAGACGGCUAUGAUAAGCUGAAACCCUUUGGUUUCUGCAUCCAUGGUUCGAUUGAUGGACACAGCAAGCGUGUAAUGUGGCUUGAUGUGGGUCCUUCCAACAACAACCCCCAGCGUAAUAGCUCAGUAUUAUAUUGAAUGUGUUCAACUGAUCGGAGGAACUGCCGGAAUAAUUUGAGGGGACUGUGGGACAGAAAAUGUUCAUGUAGCAGCUCUGCAACGUUUCUUCAAUAACGAUGAGCAAAGUUUUCUUUAUGGAAAGUCCUGUCACAAUCAACGUAUUGAGGCUUUUUGGGGUAUGCUUAGGAGAGGUUGUGUUGAUUGGUGGAUAAACUUCUUUAAAGACCUUAGGGAUAGUGGCCUGUUCUGUGAUACGGAUGACAUACUAGUUGAGUGUCUGAAGUUUUGCUUCACGAGCAUGAUACGUGACGAGCUGCACAGGUUUGCUAUGGAAUGGAACCUGCAUAGAAUUAGAAAGUCGGUAAAUGCAGAAUCUCCAAGUGGUCAACCUGAUGUCAUAUAUUUCCUCUCUUCAAAAACAGAUGAUGCAAAGGGAUCUAAUUACGCCAGUUUCCGAAGAUAUAGAGAUUGCCCAACGGAGGUGUUGUGUUCAAACACCAGAACAUGGUUGCUCAGAAGAGUUUGUUGAAUUAGCGUCAAUUAUAAUGCUAGAGAAGCAUCUAGAAAUGCCUACCAAUUCAGAAGAUGCUGUUAUUUUAUAUUCAACCAUUGUAGAAGAGAUUGCCCAAAUAUUGUAG